AUGGGGAAGGAGAAGAAAUCGGAGGAGAAGAGCGACAGCGGGAGUUACAACUACAAGAUGUUCAAAUGCUUCAACCGCAAAUUCAAGAUCAACGAGGUGGAGCCCACCGACGACGUCCGCCAACUGUCGACCCGCUUCGCCUCCGGUGACGGCGGCGAUUCCGGCGUCAUCGGCGCUGAGCAGCUCUGCCGGUUCCUGGAGGAGCACCAGGGAGAGAAAGGAACCACCGCCACCGAGGCUCAGCAUAUUAUCGAUGACGUCAUCAGACGCCGUCACCACGCCACCCGCUUCACCCGCCACGGCCUCGACCUAGAAGAUUUCUUCCAUUUCCUCUUCUUCGACGAUCUCAACCCACCCAUCACGCCUAGCGUGCAUCAAGACAUGACUGCUUCAUUGUCGCAUUAUUACAUAUAUACAGGACACAACUCGUAUCUUACGGGCAAUCAGCUGAGCAGCGAUUGCAGCGAGGUACCAAUCAUUAAGGCCUUGCAACGAGGCGUUAGGGUCAUCGAACUCGAUCUUUGGCCCAACUCCACAGGAACAGACAUCAAUGUUCUUCAUGGGAGAACACUCACUACGCCCGUGCCUCUUAUCAAAUGCCUGAAAUCCAUAAGAGACCACGCCUUUUCCAGUUCGCCUUAUCCGGUUAUAAUCACGUUAGAGGAUCACCUUACAUCAGAUCUUCAGGCAAAGGUUGCAGAGAUGGCUACUCAGACAUUCGGAGAGAUGCUGUAUUACCCUGAAUCGGAUAGCUUAGAAGAAUUCCCUUCUCCGGCUUCACUGCUACAUCGGAUAAUUAUAUCAACCAAACCCCCAAAAGAGUAUCUCGAGUCCAGGAACCCGAUCAUCAAACAGAAGGAGAACGCAUCUCCAUCAUCCGAGGAGGAGAGCGCUGGAACCGAGAGUAUGCAGACACUGGAAACUGUCUUGGAACUAGAAUGUUAUAACAAGCUGAGUGACAGUGAUCAAGACGAAGAUGCCGGUGAAGAUCAGAAGCAGGGCCCUGCAACAGAGUACAAGCGGCUGAUCACGAUUCAUGCUGGGAAACCAAAGGGAGCGGUGAAAGACGAGAUGAAAGUGGUGGUUGAUAAAGUUAGACGUCUCAGUUUAAGCGAGCAGGAGCUCGACAGAACUUGCUCGUCCAAUGGCACGGAUGUCGUAAGAUUUACACAGAGGAAUCUGCUUAGGAUAUACCCGAAAGGGACGCGAUUUAAUUCUUCAAAUUACAAACCACUCGUUGGAUGGACGCAUGGUGCACAGAUGAUUGCAUUUAACAUGCAGGGAUAUGGAAAAUCGCUAUGGCUGAUGCACGGGAUGUUCAGAGCCAAUGGGGGUUGCGGAUAUGUAAAGAAACCCGACUUUCUGAUGGAUCAAGAUCCGAAGGAAGAAGUUUUCGACCCGAAAAAGAAACUCCCCGUAAAGCAGACGCUAAAGGUUAAGGUAUACAUGGGAGAUGGUUGGCGCUUAGACUUCAGCCACACUCACUUUGACACAUACUCUCCUCCCGAUUUCUACACAAAGCUAUACAUAGUCGGUGUUCCUGCAGACAAUGCGAGCAAGAAAACGAGGAUAAUCGAAGAUAACUGGUACCCGAUAUGGGACGAGGAAUUCAGCUUCCCAUUGACAGUACCGGAGCUAGCAUUGCUUAGGAUCGAAGUAAGAGAAUACGACAUGUCGGAAAAGGAUGAUUUCGGAGGGCAGACAUGCUUGCCCGUUGCAGAGCUGAGACAAGGCAUUCGAGCUGUCCCUCUUUACGACAAGAAGGGCGAGAAACUGAAAUCGGUGAGGCUUCUAAUGCGAUUCGUAUUGGAAUGACACACAGUAAUUCGAUAAGAUAACGAAGAGUUUGUAUGAGAGAGUAUCAGAGCUUUUUGGCAGAAUUUGUGAUAGAAACAGUGUAUGUGGUCUUUGGUUUCGGCUCGGUUUGAGUUUUGAUCUGAGGCCUGAAAUUGUAUGGUUAGCUUUCACCAUGUUUAUUUAUUUAUGUAUUUUUAUUUUUUUAAUUUAUUUUGGUUAAACUCUCGAGCUUGUUCUCUCCCCAAAGUUGUAUUUAACCUAUGGCAACAUUCAUUAUGGGAAAUGUGAUUACGCAAGUUUACGA
Molecule: messenger RNA, 2101 nt
Organism: Tarenaya hassleriana
Lineage: Eukaryota; Viridiplantae; Streptophyta; Magnoliopsida; Brassicales; Cleomaceae
Product: phosphoinositide phospholipase C 6
Exons: 10
Coding region: 1-1815 (604 amino acids)
Biological process (GO): lipid metabolic process; phosphatidylinositol-mediated signaling
Molecular function (GO): phosphatidylinositol-4,5-bisphosphate phospholipase C activity
Source: RefSeq, a predicted model, not a curated record